This is a messenger RNA of Malassezia japonica, 4794 nucleotides long. RefSeq lists its product as uncharacterized. The coding region runs from base 1 to 4794 and encodes 1597 amino acids. Gene Ontology annotation, biological process: aromatic amino acid biosynthetic process; chorismate biosynthetic process. Gene Ontology annotation, cellular component: cytoplasm. Lineage: Eukaryota; Fungi; Basidiomycota; Malasseziomycetes; Malasseziales; Malasseziaceae. The record is from RefSeq and is a predicted model, not a curated record. Gene Ontology annotation, molecular function: 3-phosphoshikimate 1-carboxyvinyltransferase activity; shikimate 3-dehydrogenase (NADP+) activity; 3-dehydroquinate dehydratase activity. The transcript is spliced from 2 exons.
AUGAGCGACGCCGGGGGCAGCAAGGUGCCUUCGUACCACGCGCCGCCACAUGACUCGCCUGUGAGUGGUGCGACGAUCCAUGAGCUGCGGUGCCUCGAUGCGCGCAUCCAGCUCGGCUUCCACCUCAUCCCGCAUAUUGUGCAGACGCUCCUGACCGAGCUUCCGUCGAGCGCCUAUGUGCUGGUCACCGACACGAACCUGAAGCGCCUCGGCGUUGUGGACAAGUUCUUGAGCGCCUUUGAGAGCUACAGUACUACAGGUACGCCUGCACGCGUCCUCGUCUACGAGCUUGCGCCGGGCGAGGAGAGCAAGAGCCGCGAGACGAAAGCGGCUAUGGAGGACUGGAUGCUCGAGCACCGCCUGACGCGUGACACGAUCGUGAUGGCGUGCGGCGGCGGUGUGAUUGGUGACCUGGUCGGCUUUGUCGCUGCUACGUUCAUGCGCGGACUCAAGUUUGUGCAGAUUCCUACCACCCUCCUGGCGAUGGUCGACUCGGCGGUGGGCGGCAAAACGGCGAUCGACCAUCCCCACGGAAAGAACCUCAUCGGCGCCUUUCACCAGCCGCAGUUUGUGUUUGUCGAUGCAGCUUUCCUGCUCACGCUGCCCCCCCGCGAGUUUUCCAACGGCAUGGCGGAAGUCGUCAAGACGGCCGCGAUCUGGGACGCGGCCGACUUUGUCAAGCUCGAGAAUGAGGCCGAGGCGAUUCGUGCCGCGGUGCUCGGCGAGGAGGCGCGCAGCGCCGCUGACAAUGCAGGCCACACACUCGCGACGCGCUCCGAGGCACAGAGCUUGCUGCUCGACGUGAUCCGGGGCAGUAUCGGCGUAAAGGCGCACAUUGUCAACAUCGACGAAAAAGAGACGGGUCUGCGCAACCUCGUCAACUUUGGCCAUUCGGUCGGCCACGCAAUUGAGGCCGUGCUCACGCCCGAGAUUCUGCACGGCGAGUGCGUCUCGAUCGGCAUGAUCCUCGAGGCAGAGAUUGCGCGCGUCGAGCACGGCCUGCCGCAGGUCGCGAUUGGACGCCUGGUGCGCUGCUGCCAGGCGUACGACCUUCCGGUGUCGCUCAGCGACCCCCGCAUCGCAUCCCUGCCCAAGGCGCAGGAGCUCAGCGUCGCGCGCCUCCUCGACAUUAUGCGCGUCGACAAGAAAAACGCGGGGAGCGCAAAGAAGAUUGUGCUCCUCUCCAAGAUUGGCGGCACGGCCGAGGAGCGUGCGUCGACGGUGUCGGACCCUGUCAUUGCGCGCGUGCUCGCGCCGGCCGUAACGGUGCGCCCUGCGCUCCCCCUGCCCAUGGCGCAGCACACGACGCUCACUACGCCGGGCUCCAAGUCGAUCUCGAACCGUGCGCUGCUUUUGGCCGCGCUGGCGAGCGGCACGACGCGCCUGCGCAACGUGCUCUACUCGGACGACACGCAGGUCAUGAUGAACGCACUCCGUACGCUGCGCAGCGCCGACUUUUCCUUUGAGGACGGCGGCCAGACGCUCGUCGUCUCGGGCCACGGCGGGCAGGUGCGUGCGCCCGACGUCGACGUGCCGCUGUACCUGCAAAACGCUGGCACCGCCGCGCGCUUCAUCACGGCGGUCUGUGCGCUGCUGGCGCCGUCGGGUGCGCCGGCUGCCGUGACGCUGACCGGCAAUGCGCGCAUGAAGCAGCGCCCGAUCGGGCCGCUGGUCGACGCGCUGCGUGCCAACGGCACCGAGAUCGCGUACGAAGAGAGCGAGGGGUGCCUCCCGCUGCGCAUCCAGGGCCACGGUCUGCGUGGCGGCCGCAUGCAGCUUGCGGCAAACGUCUCGUCGCAGUACGUCUCGGCGAUUCUGCUCUGUGCGCCGUACGCCACCGAGGAGAUCACGCUCGAGCUCGUCGGAGGCAAGGUCAUUUCGCAGCCCUACAUUGACAUGACGAUUGCGAUGAUGGCCACGUUUGGCGUGGCGGUCGAGCGUGUGGCGCAGGACACGUACCGCAUUCCCAAGACCGCCUACCGCGCUCCGCCCAUGUACGAGGUCGAGAGCGAUGCGAGCAGCGCGACCUACCCUCUUGCGCUCGCCGCGAUCACCGGCACGCAGUGCACCGUGCCUGCGAUCGGCAGCGCGUCGCUGCAAGGCGAUGCGCGCUUCGCGACCGACGUGCUGCGCCCGAUGGGCUGCGUCGUGGAGCAGACCUCGACCUCGACCACCGUCACGGGCCCUCCGCCCGGCGAGCUGAAGCAGCUCGGCACGAUCGACAUGGAGCCGAUGACCGACGCGUUCAUCACCGCGGCUGUCCUCUUUGCGGUCGCACAAGGUGGCUCGACGCGCAUUACCGGCGUCGCGAACCAGCGCGUGAAGGAGACGAACCGUAUCCGUGCCGUGGUUGAUGAGCUCGCCAAGUUUGGCGUGCGCGCCACCGAGCACGACGACGGCGUCGAGGUGUUUGGCACGCUGAUCACCGACCUGCACAGCACCGACGUACACUGCUACGACGACCACCGCAUCGCGAUGGCCUUUAGCAUCCUUGCCGCGGUCGCGCCCGCGCCCGGCACGACGCUCCUCGAGAAGCGGUGCGUCGAAAAGACCUGGCCGAGCUGGUGGGACGAUCUGCAGCUGCGUCUCGGCGUCGCGGUCAGCGGCGCGCACCUCGACCAGUCGCUGGUCGCCGCGCCGACGCACGCGUCGUCCGCGUCGCCCGAAGCGCUCUCCCCCCUGGCGCUCGGCCUGACGCCGAAAAAGUACGCGUCGGACGCGACGAUUGUGUGCAUCGGCAUGCGUGCGUCGGGCAAGACGCACGUCGGGCGCGCGCUCGCGACGCGCCUCGGCCGCGCGUUUGUCGACGCGGACGAGGUCUUUGCGCAGAAGCACGACCUGCGUGCGUUUGUUGCCGAGCACGGCUGGGCGCGUUUCCGCGAGGAGGAAACUGCGCUGCUUGCGCAGCUGCUCAAGGCGCACCCCACUGGCCACGUCCUCGCGCUCGGAGGCGGGGUCGUCGAGACCGAGGCGAGCCGUGCGCUGCUGCAGUCCUACGCCGCGUCCGGCCCGGUGGUGCACGUUGUGCGCAGCCUCGACGCGAUCCUUGCGUUCCUCGCGACGAGUGACCGCCCCGCGUACGGCGAGCCGGUCGAGGACGUGUAUGCGCGCCGCCUGCCGUACUACGCGGCCUGCUCGAGCGUCGAGGUGUUCAAUGGUCCGAACACGGACACGGUCGAGGUGCUUGUGCGCCAGCUUGCGGCGCCGCUCGGCCUUGCGGUGCCCGUCGACCUGUCGCCCGAGCACGCGUCCUUCUUUUUGUCGCUCACGUUCCCCGACGUAACCGAGGCGCUGCCGACGAUCGACGGCUGGACGGCCGGUGCGGACGUGCUCGAGGUGCGUGUCGAUUUGCUGGAUGCAGCCGGCACGCCGUCGUUUGACUAUGUGCGCGAGCAGAUUGCGCUGCUCCGUGCGCACACCGACCUUCCUUUGCUGUACACGGUGCGCAGCGUGUCGCAAGGCGGCCGCUUCCCCGAAGCCGAGGACGACCUCUACUUUGCGCUCGUGCGCCUCGGCCUGCGUCUCGGUUGCGAGUACGUCGACGUGGAGAUGCACCGCACGCCUGCGCGCCUCGCGGCGGUGCGUGCGCAGCAGGGCCAUGCACAGCUCGUCGCCUCGUCGCACGACGUCGCGGGCGCGGUCCCCUGGUCGUCGCCCAAGGCGCUCGCGCUGUACAAGCAAGGCGCGAAGCUCGGCCAGGUGGUCAAGCUCGUGAGCACGGCGCGGUCGAUGGCCGACAAUGUGCAGCUCGAGACGUUCCGCGCAUCGCUCGCGGCGGAGCCUGUGCCGCUCGUUGCCCUCAACAUGGGCGCCGCCGGCCAGCUCAGCCGCGUGCUGAACCAGGUGCUGACGCCCGUCACGCACGCCGACCUCCCCGCGAAGGCUGCGCCCGGCCAGCUGACGGUGCAAGAGAUCAGCGAGGCGCGCCACCUGCUGGGCAUGCUUCCCUCGCGCCAGUUCUACCUAUUUGGCACGCCGAUCGCGCACUCGCUCUCGCCGCUGAUCCACAACACCGGCUUUGGCCUGCUGGGUCUACCGUACACCUACGCGCUGCACGAGUGCGAGACGCUCGACGAGGUCGCCGCGCUUAUCCGCGCGCCCGACUUUGGCGGCGCGAGUGUCACGAUCCCCCACAAGCUGCGCAUCAUGCAGCACCUCGACGAGAUUGCGCCCGAGGCGCAGAUCAUCGGCGCGGUGAACACCAUCGUCCCGGUCGACCGCGAAGGCAAGGCCGUGCUGCGCGGCGAAAACACCGAUUGGCGCGCGAUCCACGACCUGGCGCGUGCGCGCCUUGCGCUACCCGCCGGCUGCACCGCGCUCGUGAUCGGUGCCGGGGGCUCGGCGCGUGCGGCGCUCUAUGCGAUGCACACGCUCGGCGCGGCGCAGAUUUUACUGGUGAACCGGACCUAUGAAAAAGCCGUCGAGCUCGCCGCGUCAGUGCCGGGCGAGUGGCGCGUGCAGGCUGUCGCUACUAUGGACGAGGCCGCCGCCGCACAGCCCGCCGUGAUCGUGAGCAACGUCCCCGCGGCCGGCACCGCGCUCGUCGAGGGCGAGGCGGACCUCGUGCUCCCUGCGUCGCUCCUGGCGCGCCCCGAGGGCGUCGCGAUCGACAUGGCGUACAAGCCGGCCGACACACCGCUGCUACAGCUCGCCGCAUCUGUCCCGGGCUGGUCGGGCGUCGCAGGUAUCCAGAUCCUCCUGGAGCAGGCCUACCACCAGUUUGCCCUCUGGACCGGCCGCCGCCCCCCCCGCCUGCCGAUCGCCACGCGCGUUCUCGCCGCGUACGCUUCGUAG